This is a messenger RNA of Didymella exigua CBS 183.55, 1536 nucleotides long. RefSeq lists its product as uncharacterized. The record is from RefSeq and is a predicted model, not a curated record. The coding region runs from base 269 to 1417 and encodes 382 amino acids. The transcript has 2 exons. NCBI's taxonomy places the organism in Eukaryota, Fungi, Ascomycota, Dothideomycetes, Pleosporales, Didymellaceae.
UUCGACGACACUCGAAGAUUAGUGUAGGCCUCGAAACUCUCGGUCCGGCUUCAGAUACUCCUCCGAAUAUUUUUUUUUGGCUACCUCAGAUCGACUAUACCCACAUAGCUACACAUCCACCACGACUAACAUAGUUCCGAUGGAAAGAUCAGGCGUAGUGGAUGCGAGGGCAAAGACCUCACUUCAAAUUUUGGAACAGUAAUCCCGCUCUAUUGCCCUAAGUUGAAUACGGACUGAUGUUCUGUUUACCAGGAUAGAUGCGGCAACCAUGGUGGCUCAAUCCGAGUGUCUCGAAUUCAGCCAAUUGAUGUAUGAGAAGCUGCCCAAGGAGCUGCGAGAUCUGGUGUACAGCUACAUCUGUCUCGAAGAUCGACAGAUUCCAAUCGGACCAUACUAUCACUUUCGAAAGUAUGAGUCGUCUGUAGAGAGGAGAAUGGCGUACUCAGACACCCAGUAUUGUCCCAGGAGUGGGGACCUCCAGACCGAGCUCGCAGAUGGAAAGACGAGGAUCGACCACGACAUCUACCCGGAAGAGGACCUUAUCCUACCAAAAUAUCACAUCUUCAGUUCGAGCUAUAUGGGCCAAGAUGUAGCUCUAGAGAUGCUGAAGAAGUACUAUCAAAGCAACAGCUUCUCAGUGUGUAGCGUCGAAGGCGGCCUGGAUGAUCUGUGCACAGCUAUCUCGUUCGGUCCCGAGCCUUCAAGGUCUGGCUUUAUCCCGCUCGACUAUAUUCGAGAUCUACAGCUGCGGCUGAAAUUUGAACACUACACGAAAGGAAUCAGCGAGCUUGAGGCAUACCAGGGCUUUCAAAUUGAGAAGAUCGCCAAGAAUGAGUCCUUUCUACGAGGUACAGUAGAUUCACUCAGGGCGUUUCGGAUCAGGAUACUAGAGUCUCCGCAUGAACUGGACCUCGAGGUUGUCCUCAUGACGGAUCUUGCCAAGGCUCGAGGUUUUGGAGGCGCGAGGGAACAUGCAGAAGCAUACCUUACAAAUUUCCUACAGUCCAUUCGCAACAUGGUCUACGAGCUGUUACACGAUUGCGAGCAUAUAACAGUCCGGGUCACACAUCAAGACGAUGGUCUUAUGGCGUUCCCCAAAAACUACACGGGACUAUUCAAUCUGACAAAUGAGCAAUGGCAACAUGAGACGUCCAGACAACUUCCAGGUUAUGACUGGGCCGGAGACUUUUGGGUCUUCCCUGUCGAGAGGCAAACCCUGCCCGAGUGCGACCAAGCCCGACUUGGAGGGUACUACAUUGACUCUCUGAAUGAGUUUCUCCGCUCGCGGUGGGGUGUCGACGAUAUCCUCCACGAAACCGUCAGCGCCAAACCUAUUGUCGAGGGCCCAUACUGGCCCGUCGGACGUCCGGUCGACCUUUCAUUUGCAGAACAGCUGCAUGCCAAGCCCACGCGCUGAGUCUUCUGAAACAUGAGCAACGAAGCUGGCCUUGAAGCGUCGUUUCUGUGCUAAAAUGCCACAUCAAUAGACACGCAGAAUCCCAGGCGGGUCUGGCGACACAUCAACGGACGUAAAUA